AUGACCAGAGUUUACGACAACUGGGACAGGCUGGUCGGAGCUACGUUGCUUAGGGAGGAGCUCCGGCUCAUUGCUCAAAGAACUCCCAGCGAUAUUUCUUCAGCAUCACCAUCACCUUCUUCAACAUCAUCAUCAUCAUCAUCAUUAGCCAGGAAGUCAUUUACAUAUGGACAAAUCCUCCAAGCCACCCACAACUUGAGUAGCUCCAACUUGAUCAUGGCUGGCCUCACGGGGGAUCUGUAUACAGGUGUUUUAGAGGGCAGAAUACGGGUAGUAGUCAAGAAAGUCCACUCGUCCUUCACGAAAGAGGACUUUUACCUGAAACAGGAAUUGUUAUUUUAUUCCAAAGUUACUCAUCCUAGAUUUGUCCCUCUUUUGGGACAUUGCUUGGAGAAUGAGAUGCACAAGUUUCUUGUUUACAAAUUUAUGCCUCGUAUGGACUUGUACAGCUUUUGGUUCAAGAAAGCUGUUCAAUCUCACAAUGAUGACUGUUUAGAUUGGUUGAGCUGGGACAAGAGAUUAAAGAUAGCAAGAGGAGUUGCUGAGGGUCUGGAUUAUUUACACCAUAAAUGUGAUCCACCACUUGUUCAUAGAAAUAUUGAUGCUGGCGGCAUACUUCUUGAUGAUAAUUUUGAAGCGCGGCUAGGGAGGCUUAAUCAGGUCUGUACUGAGGUGAAAGAGACAAAUCGGAACAAGGUGGCUAGGUUCCUGCAGUUGACAAAGGAUUCUGAAAAAAGAAGUCCUGGUACAUCUGAAGCAACAUGUGCCUUCGAUGUUUUUUGCUUUGGGAAACUUUUGCUCGAGCUAGUCACAGGCAAGCUGAAUUUCAGACCUCCCAAUUUUCCCAUAAUGAAGGAUGAUACGAUGGCAAACACCUUGUCUUACAUCACUUCACUUGAUAAGAAGCUUAUUGGAAACAUUGUGGACCGGUCUUUAAUCAUUGAUGAGGAACUUUUGAUGGAGGUAUGGGCUAUAGCUUUUGUUGCCAAGGCCUGUCUUGACCCCAAGCCCUCUAAGCGACCAGAAUUGUCAUUCAUACUUGAGGCUUUACACAAUCCUAUGACUGUUGUAACCAGUAACUUUCUCCGGUGGCCGAGCCGUCGAAAAGGCAAAAAUACCCAAAAGACUGAAGGCAGGUAGUGUGGCAUUGGUCUAGAUUCUAGAGUUGGAAGUCCUUGUUUCAUUUUCUGGGCAUGGCUAAUAAUGCUUGUUCUUCAAUGGCAAAACAAGGUCGAGUAUGUAUUUCUAUUUAUUAUGUCUUCUAUAUUUAGAGGGGCAUACUCUUGCCCACAUGCAUGAAUUAUGUAGUGGCUUGUUUGUCCACUGUAAUGAGAA
Coffea eugenioides is the source of this 1335-nucleotide messenger RNA. Its product is annotated as probable LRR receptor-like serine/threonine-protein kinase At2g16250. Gene Ontology annotation, biological process: protein phosphorylation. Gene Ontology annotation, molecular function: ATP binding; protein kinase activity. The record is from RefSeq and is a predicted model, not a curated record. NCBI's taxonomy places the organism in Eukaryota, Viridiplantae, Streptophyta, Magnoliopsida, Gentianales, Rubiaceae. Gene Ontology annotation, cellular component: plasma membrane. The transcript has 4 exons. Bases 1 to 1140 code for a protein of 379 amino acids.